CGGUCUGUGAACGAAUGAGAGUGGGGAGAACAACAGAGUAGAGAGAGGGAUAUGCAUAAGUACACUAACUGCACAGGGAAGCAGUUGGAGGAAUGAGUGAUUUGGAUGUAUACAACCUAUCCUAAAUGGAAAUUAAAAAGUUCCAGCAUAUUGAGGAAUAACAUGUUAUAUGUGAUGUUGUUUCUACUGUGACAGAAUCUGUUGGAGGUCAACAUUUUAUUUAGUGUGUAAUGAUCUCACCUGAGGAAAUACCUGAAGCGGUGCCGAGUAGGGAACACUUGUAGAGGAUACAGACUACUGAAGCGGUGCCGAGUAGGGAACACUUGUAGAGGAUAUCGACUACUGAAGCAGUGCCGAGUGGGGAACACUUGUAGAGGAUAUCGACUACUGAAGCAGUGCCGAGUGGGGAACACUUGUAGAGGAUAUCGACUACUGAAGCGGUGCUGAGUAGGGAACACUUGUAGAGGAUACAGACUACUGAAGCAGUGCCGAGUAGGGAACACUUGUAGAGGAUACAGACUACUGAAGCGGUGCUGAGUAGGGAACACUUGUAGAGGAUACAGACUACUGAAGCGGUGCUGAGUAGGGAACACUUGUAGAGGAUAUCGACUACUGAAGCAGUGCCGAGUAGGGAACACUUGUAGAGGAUAUCGACUACUGAAGCAGUGCCGAGUAGGGAACACUUGUAGAGGAUAUCGACUACUGAAGCAGUGCCGAGUAGGGAACACUUGUAGAGGAUAUCGACUACUGAAGCCUUAUCUUCAAUACUUCUUCAGCAAUGUAUUUUCUGCGUAACUACCAUUUUUUUGUUUUGUUUAUUCAGUUCCCCAAGACAAUCUGAGUAAAAGGGACAUAGUUCAAGUAGGAAAUAUUCAUGUACUUCUUUAGCUCCUCUUGAGGAAGAGUUCUCCCCAUGUUUCUGAGUAGGAUGUGACCAAUCUCUGUCAACAGUUUCAACUGUUAUUGAUGCAUCUAACAACGUACAGAGUAGAGAACCAGUUCUGUCACUGCUGCAGGGCAUCUCAGCCUGGCCCUAGUUUAGUGGUGUCUGACUGGCCCUGUGGUGAUCCCUUACCAUGCAGUCCUCUGUGCUGGAGCAGGACGACUCCUUUGACUUCCUCUUUAAGAUUGUCCUGGUGGGAGACUCAGACGUGGGGAAGACCUGCGUGGUCCAGAGAUUUAAAUCUGGUGUCUUCAUGGAGAAACAGCAGAACACUAUCGGGGUGGAUUUCACCGUCAGAACCAUGCUCAUCAAUGGCAGGAAGGUCAAGCUGCAGGUGUGGGACACAGCUGGACAGGAGCGUUUCCGCUCAAUCACCCAGAGUUAUUACCGCAGCGCCCACGGCGCCAUAGUGGCCUACGACAUCACACGCCGGCCAACCUUUGACUCUUUGACACACUGGAUCCAGGAAGUGGAACAAGACGGGGCUGCAAGCGUUGUGCUCAUCCUCAUUGGGAACAAGUCAGACCGGCAGUCGGAGAGACAGGUGCUGUUUGAGGAUGCCUGUACCCUGGCUGAGGGGAGGGGUGCACUGGCCGCCCUGGAGACCUCUGCGAAGGAGGCCCAGAAUGUGGAGGCAGCCUUCAUGCUCAUGGCCCGGGAGCUGAUGGUGAGGAACGGCCUCGCCGUCACAGACCAACACUCACAGGCCUCCCCACACAUCUUCCCAAACUCCCAUCCAAUCCAUGGCGCCGAUCCUACAGACAGGAAGUCAUGUUGUUGAGAGAAUUGCGUGGGAGGGUUUGUGGUGCUGAUAACUUGUCUGGAAUCAACAUCGCCUACACAGUCCCUUGACCUUGUAGAUGUAAAGCAACAAAGCCCACUCGUUUUCGACGGCUUACAUCUACAGGUGCUGUCAAGAAGUGUGCUUCGGGAAGGGGAUGAGUGUACUAUAUUGUGUGGAUGUGAUAUGAGUACUCUACUGAUAAUGGCAAAUAUCACUGCCACUGAGUGUACCAGUAGUCAAACACUUGUUACCAGUACUUAAAGGCCUCCCGGGUGGCGCAGUGGUCUAGGGCACUGCAUCGCAGUGCUAGCUGUGCCACCAGAGUCUCUGGGUUCGCGCCCAGGCUCUGUCGCAACCGGGAGGUCCGUGGGGCGACGCACAAUUGGCAUAGCGUCGUCCGGGUUAGGGAGGGUUUGGCCGGUAGGGAUAUCCUUGUCUCAGUAUGUAAAAUGUAAUAAAAUGUAUGCACUCUACUGUAAGUCGCUCUGGAUAAGAGCAUCUGCUAAAUGACUAAAAUGUAAAAUGUUAAUGUUAAAAGUAUCCCAUGCCACCUGUGGCUUAUCGUACAUGGGGGGGGAAUGAUGUAUUUACUUUAUUUGUUGGAUAUGUAACAAUUAUUUACUUAAACAGUGAGAUUUCUGUCCUGCUAAUGCUGAGUUUUAUGGUGUCCACUCUAGCUUCCCGGUGAUAAAACCUACAGCUGGCCUUCCAGGGACAGGAUGUGGGGAGGUUGUGACUGUUAGAGGAGUAGAAUAAAGGCCUCAAUGGUUCUUAAACAUCCUGGCCUGGGAAAUUAGGCCAGGGUCGGGGGUGUAGAUAGAGAUAGGAUUGGCUCAUGGUGCCCCCCCAAUCUAUAUGGGAGGGGUAGAACCAAGCAUUCUGGGUAUAUGAACUGCAUUGUCUGUAUGAUUCAGACUCUCAGCCUAACGGUCUCAUUAUUACAAUAAUUCAUCAAUAUUAAAGAUGAUUGUUUGAAGAAAUUA
Messenger RNA from Salvelinus fontinalis (brook trout), 2710 nucleotides. RefSeq names its product ras-related protein Rab-19-like. The record is from RefSeq and is a predicted model, not a curated record. The transcript has 3 exons. Gene Ontology annotation, cellular component: trans-Golgi network. NCBI's taxonomy places the organism in Eukaryota, Metazoa, Chordata, Actinopteri, Salmoniformes, Salmonidae. The coding region runs from base 1077 to 1724 and encodes 215 amino acids. Gene Ontology annotation, molecular function: GTP binding; GTPase activity.